Didymosphaeria variabile is the source of this 1764-nucleotide messenger RNA. RefSeq lists its product as uncharacterized. Gene Ontology annotation, cellular component: nucleus. Gene Ontology annotation, molecular function: DNA-binding transcription factor activity, RNA polymerase II-specific; RNA polymerase II cis-regulatory region sequence-specific DNA binding; zinc ion binding. The record is from RefSeq and is a predicted model, not a curated record. NCBI's taxonomy places the organism in Eukaryota, Fungi, Ascomycota, Dothideomycetes, Pleosporales, Didymosphaeriaceae. The transcript is spliced from 3 exons. Gene Ontology annotation, biological process: DNA-templated transcription; positive regulation of transcription from RNA polymerase II promoter by galactose. The coding region runs from base 1 to 1764 and encodes 587 amino acids.
AUGCGGUCACGGAUGCAAAGGCCCACACCAGAAACAGAACAACCUUCUCAAACGAGUCCAGCAGAGGCCAGCAAUGCCGAAGACUACGAGUUUGACGAAUCGCAGGAUUUUGACAACACCACCGAUGGCAUGGGUUUCCUGGUUGCUAAGCCUGGAAAGGCCGGCUACAUGGGUCCUCAGUCUGGAGUUGCCGCUGUGAAGUUCCUGCAGUCGUUACACUUGUACGGGCCGUUUCCCGAUGCUGGCAUGACCUCUUUGGAUAGCGCCGACAUGGAAAGCUUGCCAGUGGCUUCGACUGCCGAUGCGACUCAGUAUAUGAAUGACUACUUCUCCAUCUACCACACCGCUUACCCCAUUCUCCAUGAAGGCACCUUUCGUGCUCGUGUCUCCGGUGCGCUUGCAAAGCCAAGAGACGGCUCAUGGCCUAUUCUAUACAACAUUGUAAUGGCUAUCGGUGCGUUCGUUGGCCAGACAGAGGACAACAAUUGUGAUAUCGCAUUUUACAGAAAAGCUCGGGCAGACUUGAAGAUCGAUGUGAUGGAAAAAGGAUCUCUCAGCUACGUACAAGCGCUUGUCUUGAUGGCCAACUAUCUCCAGAAGCGCAACAAACCGAACGCUGGCUUUGUACUCAUUGGGAUCGGAUUUAGCAUGGCUUUGGCAAUAGGCCUGCACCGUGAAUUCGGUCCACCUCAUUCAAGCCCCUUCACCAUGGAAAUCCGGCGGCGUGUAUGGUGGGUGUUAUUCAUUUUCGUGUCUGGCGCGCAACUCACUCUUGGUCGGCCACCAGUCUCCCUUGUCGGCGUCAACGUUCGCCUCCCCAACAACUUAGAUGACCAGGAUCUAGCGGUCGAUAUGGAGAGCUUGCUAGCUGCAAAAGAGGGGCCGACAGUUACAUCUUGUCUCAUCUCGCAAGUGAAGCUUGCUAUCAUAGCCAAUUCGGUUCAAACGGAGCUUCUUACCAACCAAAUUCCCAGCGAUGCGAAGGCGCUCCAAUUAGAUGGCAGGAUUACCAAAUGGCGCGAGGACCUACCGGGCUACUUCGAUCUGACUGUGAUGCUGGAUAGAUGGUUCGAGAUUCCGAAACGCAUACUAGUAUGGCGUUCGUUCCAUCUCCGCAUUAUUGUUAAUCGGCCUAUCGUUUAUCAAAUCAUCACCGCAAAGGGGGACCUUGACGAGAAUCUCAUUUCGGUUCAAGCAUGUUUGAACGCUGCUGCGGAGUGCAUCGCGUCGAUAUGCAACUAUACCGACCUGGCAGCCGACAUCCCGCGUGGCCUUGCAUGGUAUGCUACGUACUGGUUGAUUACCGCAGCCUUCGUUCAGGCCACUUGUUUUAUAUAUGCCCCAUUGCACACGCUUGCUGCCGUCUGGCGACAACACCUGGAACAUGCCGUACAGUGCUUGGGCAAGCUCGGUGUAUCGCAUAGUAUGGCACUAAGGGCUCGGGACAUCCUCAAGAAGCUGCUAGAUCAAAGCGAGUCGCCGGCUUUUGCCACAGCAUCGUCUACAGCCGUGCCUCACAUUGGCUCCGAAUCAACUUCAGGGUUUUGGCAAUCUGCAGCACCUCCGUGGGGUACGGCUCAAGACUCAGCAGGCCACUUCCAGAUGGGUCCUUUGUACGGCACAGAGGGGAUGAUGACGUUUCCAUGGUACGCGGAGGGUUCCACCGACGCUGAGCUCUUCGAUGCGACUGGUGCUAUCAUGCUCCAGAUGGACUCCAACAACUCCGAAUCUCACCUCAAUCACGGUUCUUGGAUGCCUGGAUAG